Molecule: messenger RNA, 4130 nt
Organism: Austrofundulus limnaeus
Lineage: Eukaryota; Metazoa; Chordata; Actinopteri; Cyprinodontiformes; Rivulidae
Gene: eml4
Product: EMAP like 4
Exons: 24
Coding region: 460-3444 (994 amino acids)
Biological process (GO): microtubule cytoskeleton organization
Cellular component (GO): mitotic spindle
Molecular function (GO): microtubule binding
Source: RefSeq, a predicted model, not a curated record
CAUUUUCCACUACGAUUGCUGCAAGCGAACACUGCAGUGACACGGCAUUGCGGGUCUGUGUUCAACGGUGAAUGGUUGAAUUGGCUACCGGCUACCGUCUAAUGCAUGUAGCACUUCUCAAGAUGGCAGCACAGACUCUCCUUCCGUUAGCGGGUCUGUCCGUUCCAGUGGCCCCACCCUCACAGGCGGAGUCAAACACUCAGCUCGAUCUGUCUGUCCGGGUCUAAGCUUCGGGUAUCUCUGCUUCUGGAUACUUUGAACUGUGUUCGUCCUCCGGUCCGUAGGCAAGCGGCGGAUCUUUGGGCUUGUGGACCUGGCCUGCAGCGCUCCGGAGACUGACCCAGUGCAGUUCUCCUCUUCCACGGCCCCAGACAGAGGCCAAGACCCGGACCGAGGCCUGCAGUGCACGCUGAGCCUCCCGCAGGCCUCCGGCCCGGACUCCUGCGGUUCUUCAGGAAAAUGGACGGUUUUACCGGCAGUUUAGAUGACAGUAUGUCUGCGGCCAGUGUCUCCGACGUCAACGAUCGUCUCUCAGCUCUGGAGCUCCGUGUGCAGCAGCAGGAGGACGAGCUGACUGUCAUGAAGGCGGCACUCGCUGAUGUUCUUCGCCGUCUUGCCGCCUCAGAGGAAUCAGCUGCUGCGAGCAAAAAGCACGGAGGGAAAGGUGGACCUGGACUGCGUGAAGCUUACUCCUUGUCCUGCAUCUCCAAUGGAGGAACAUCUGGACGAAAGAGAGAGUCCACCUCUGUCACAAGAAAGGAGACGGUGUCGUCUGCUGCCAAGAGCGGAGCAGACAGGAAGAAGGAGAUCAGCAGUCAGCGGUCUCAAAUGGAGGAGAUCCAUGAGGGCGAGGAAGCUCCUCCCCCAAAGGACCAGUCUCCCCCUCCUUUCUCUCCCCUCCCAUCCCUCUCCCAACAGAAACCAGCCCCGCCCUCUGACAGCAACAAAAGCCCCGCCCCUCCUAAAAGGGGUCCAAGCGUGAAGCGGUCCUCGGGUAUCGAGAGGUCUCAGAGCACAACCUGGGAAUCCUCAGAGGAAAACAGAAAAAAACUGGUGAAAGCUGCAUCCACUUCCAAGCUGCUGACAAAGAUGGUGAAAAAAGCAGAAAGACACAAGGACCCAGGCAUCACCCAAGCCAAAAUGUCAACCCGGGAGAAAAACAGCCAAGCUGAGGGAAACUCCAUCAAGAUGUUCAUGCGUGGUCGACCAAUCACCAUGUUCAUCCCCUCAGAUGUAGAGAACUAUGAUGACAUUCGAAUAGAACUUCCUUCAGAAAGACUGAAACUAGAAUGGGUAUAUGGUUACCGUGGCAGGGACUGCAGAGCAAACAUCUACCUCCUUCCAACAGGAGAGAUUGUUUACUUUGUUGCAUCGGUUGUGGUUUUGUUUAACUACGAGGAGCGGACUCAGAGACAUUACCUUGGACACACUGACUGCAUCAAGUGUCUGGCCAUCCAUCCUGAUAAGAUCCGCAUUGCUACAGGGCAGAUCGCAGGAGUUGACAAAGACGGACGAGCGCUGCAGCCCCAUGUUCGUGUUUGGGACAGCGUGAGUCUGUCCACCCUGCAGGUCAUCGGUAUGGGAACAUUCGAACGUGGUGUUGGCUGUCUGGCUUUCUCUAAAGCAGACUCUGGUCAACACCUGAGUGUGAUCGAUGACUGUAACGACCACAUGUUGACAGUUUGGAAUUGGCAGAAGAAAGCAAAGAUUGCUGAGAUCAAGACUACCAAUGAGGUGGUCCUGGUUGUGGAGUUCCACCCCACUGAUCCAAAUCUUAUCAUCACCUGUGGAAAGUCCCACAUCUUCUUCUGGACUUGGAAUGGGAAUUCUUUGGUCAGAAAAAAGGGAUUACUUGGGAACUGCGAUAAGACAAAGUUUAUCCAGUGUUUGGUCUUCCUGAGCACCGGAGACAUCCUGACCGGAGAUUCUAGAGGAGACCUGUUGGUCUGGUCCAGGAGCUCUGCAGAGACGGCGCCUGGAAAGGGACCAAGAGCCUUUCAAAUCAGUCGCAAGGUUGAAGGUCCAGAGGGAAGUAACAUUUUUUGUAUGUGUGAGAUGAGAAGCGGCUUUCUGCUGACUGGAGGAGGAAAAGAUCGAAAAAUCUUUCAGUGGGACCACGAACUUCGAGUGGACCGAGAAAUUGAGGUUCCGGAUAAGUUUGGAGUCAUCAGAGCUUUGUCUGAAGGGAAGGGGGAGGAGUUCUUAGUUGGCACAUCUCGUAACUUCAUCCUGAGAGGAACCUUCAAUGACGGCUUCCAGGUGGAGGUCCAGGGACACACUGAUGAGUUGUGGGGUCUGGCCACUCAUCCAUCCAAACAGCUGUUUCUGACCUGCGCUCAGGACGGACUGGUUUGUCUCUGGAACUCCUUGGACCACAGUCUGCAGUGGAGCCGGCCUCUGGAUGAGAUUGAACAUGAUUCUGGGCACUGUGCAGACUUUCAUCCCAGCGGAGCUGUGGUUGCCAUAGGAACUCACUCAGGAAGGUGGUUUGUUCUUGAUGCAGAGACCACAGAUCUGGUGGGGAUCCAUACAGAUGGGAAUGAGCAGCUUUCAGUGAUGCGUUUUUCUGUUGAUGGCAUCAUGCUAGCUGUUGGAUCUCAUGAUAAUUUCAUUUACCUAUACACUGUCUCAGACCGAGGACGCAAGUACAGCAGAUAUGGGAAGUGCACGGGACAUUCAAGCUACAUCACACACCUGGACUGGUCACCUGACAACCGCUUCAUCAUGUCCAACUCUGGAGACUAUGAGAUCCUUUACUGGGAUGUUACAAACGGUUGUGAACUGAUCCGGAAUCGUUCAGAGUGUAAAGACAUCGACUGGGCGACGUACACCUGUGUUCUGGGAUUCCAUGUCUUUGGUGUUUGGCCCGAAGGUUCUGAUGGCACUGACAUCAAUGCUCUGAUGAGGUCCAACAACAGGAAGGUGAUCGCCUUGGCAGACGACUUCUGUAAAGUUCAUUUGUUCGCCUACCCCUGCUCCAAACCCAAGGCUCCCAGUCGUAAAUACAGCGCCCACAGCAGUCAUGUGACCAACGUCAGCUUCCUGUUUAAUGACAGCCAUCUGAUCUCGACGGGGGGGAAGGACACCAGCAUCAUGCAGUGGCGUCUGCUGAAAAAACCUUCUCCAUCCCUGUCUGAUGGCAUCAUCUCUAACCCUCCUCCUCGCAGAGCUGAUCCCACCAUCAUCACGUCACCUUCUCCAUCAACCACACCCAUACAGGAACGAGACCAUCCCCUAACUGCCAACGGGACCCAGGAACCCUUUAUUGAAAUCUCUCCCCCAACAAAGUUAAUCCCACCCACCUCUGAUCUGACCCCGCCCCACUCUGAAUCGACUCCGCCCCCCUCUGAAAGUACGGUGAGUCUGAAGGACAGCCUUGAGCCAAGUGAUGACACAGCCACGCCUAGUGAUGAGGGACUGCCCCCCCUGACCCCACCCUCCUAGAACCAGUCACUGUGUAUUCCUGUCCAGCUGUCUCUGUUGGGACCAGGUCCUGUCUCUGUGGGACCAGGCUCUGAUUUCCUCCAUCAUCUGGAAGUUGGCUGAAUAUGAGGACAGCUGUUGAGUCCUGAUCUCAGUUUCAGACUUUUUUAAGGUUAAAAUUCAGAUCAGUUCAGGACUGCAGUCAGAAAUGUGAUGACGACGAUGAUGAGGACAAUAAUAAUAAUGAUGAAUACUACAGAAACAUUGGAGUUUCAUCUUAUGUCCAACUUUGAUUCAUCUGCUUCUAAGCAGAUGGAACAGAUAAAGGCCUCAGCAGAAACCAGUCCAUAAUUCUCCUGUUAGAAGUUUUCUGGGCUCACAGAAAGUCCAUUGUACUUGUCUGCUCGAAUCCGGACUACAAGUGAAACACUGUGAACAGGAGCUCAUUCUACAGGAACACUUCACCAAAACUGAAGCAAAUGGGAUCAAGUUCAGCAGUGGUGGUGGCUGACAACAGCUACAUGCUAACAGGUGUGCCACAGCUUGAACCACCUGGAGUCAGAUUCAGGAGCAGAGAACAGCUAUCACACACCUGUCAUUUCCACCAUCACUCAACUCUUUAUUUCUGUAACUGUUUUUCUGUCUGUCACAGAGACAGAGAGACAAAACCACUUGAAUAAAUGAUUUUCUUCCUUUCCAAACCAAAA